Molecule: messenger RNA, 753 nt
Organism: Python bivittatus (Burmese python)
Lineage: Eukaryota; Metazoa; Chordata; Lepidosauria; Squamata; Pythonidae
Product: C-type lectin BpLec-like
Source: RefSeq, a predicted model, not a curated record
UGGUUGCUCAGAAAGUGGGAGAUUGCCAGUCCAACUGUCCACCAGUUUGACCUACCCAGUUGAAGAACUUUGCAAGGACAAGCAGAAGAUGGGACUCUCCACGUAUCUCUGCCUCUGUUGUCUUGGAAUUUUGGUCACCAAUCCUUUUUUGGGAGCCAAGGCUGAGUCAUGCCCCAGGCAAUGGUUGCAGAAACAGGGGAACUGCUAUGGAUAUUUUGAUAGAAAACUGAAUUGGGAAGAUGCAGAGGUUGAGUGCCAGGCCUAUGGCCGCGGAUGUCAUCUCGCCUCUGUCCUCAGUAAAGGAGAGACCAUGUUGAUGUCCACACACAUCAAAGACCAACAAAAAGUACUUAGCGAUGUCUGGAUUGGGCUCAAUGAUAUCUCCGGGAAAAGGCGAUGGAGGUGGGCUGAUGAAUCCACCUACAACUACAAUGCCUGGAUGCCACGCCAGCCAGACAACAUUAAAAAUAUUGAGCACUGCGUGGAGCUGAAGUAUUCAAGUGGUUUUAAAAUGUGGAAUGAUGUUAGAUGUGACAAACUAAAUGCCUAUAUCUGUAAGUACGAACUGUAGAGCCAUCUGGAUUAUAGUCGCUGGGAUGCAACUGGAACCAACCAUGAAAGACCAGCAAAUUUGGUAGAUGCCAUAUUGGUUUUCCUACCUCUGAAUUGUACAGAACGACAUGCCAAUUUUGCCCAUCCCUGCCCACAUUUCCUCUUAGAAUAGAUGACUUCAUCACUUCCCAGUUCUCCUGA